Molecule: messenger RNA, 2934 nt
Organism: Rhodotorula graminis WP1
Lineage: Eukaryota; Fungi; Basidiomycota; Microbotryomycetes; Sporidiobolales; Sporidiobolaceae
Exons: 14
Coding region: 90-2771 (893 amino acids)
Biological process (GO): deoxyribonucleotide biosynthetic process; DNA replication
Cellular component (GO): ribonucleoside-diphosphate reductase complex
Molecular function (GO): ribonucleoside-diphosphate reductase activity, thioredoxin disulfide as acceptor; ATP binding
Source: RefSeq, a predicted model, not a curated record
CCACACCUACACCUGGAUCAAGACCAGGAACCUCGGCCAGACCGCAGCAGCUCCACAGCACCCGUUCCUACCCUUUCCCGCCUCAUCCCAUGGUCGUCUUCGUCUACAAGCGCGGUACGUUCUCGCCUGCACACUCUUACGGUCGCCGCGAGAGCGUCGCGUUCGACAAGAUCACUGCGCGCAUCGAAAAGCUCUGCUACGGCCUCGACCGCAACCACGUCGAGCCCAUCGAGAUCACGAAGCGUGUCAUCAGCGGCGUGUACCAGGGUGUCACGACGGUCGAGCUCGACAACCUCGCCGCCGAGACGGCGGCUUACAUGACCACCCGGCACCCGGACUACGCCAUCCUCGCUGCGCGCAUCGCCAUCUCGAACCUGCACAAGGAGACGAAGAAGACGUUCUCGCUCGUCGUCUCGGACCUUUACCACUACGUCAACCCCAAGAACGGCCGGCCGUCGGGCAUGAUCUCGGACGAGACGUACAAGGCCAUCAUGGACAACGCUGAGCGCCUCAACAGCGCCGUCAUCUACAACCGCGACUUCAGCUACAACUACUUCGGGUUCAAGACGCUCGAGCGCUCGUACCUGCUGCGCAUCGACGGCAAGGUCGCCGAGCGCCCUCAGCACAUGCUCAUGCGUGUCGCCGUCGGCAUCCACGGCGCCGACAUCGACCGCGCAAUCGAGACGUACAACCUCAUGUCGGAGCGCUACUUCACGCACGCCUCGCCGACGCUCUUCAACGCCGGCACGCCGCGCCCGCAGCUCUCGUCGUGCUUCCUCGUCACGAUGAAGGAGGACUCGAUCGACGGCAUCUACGACACGCUCAAGACGUGCGCCCUCAUCUCCAAGACGGCCGGCGGCAUCGGCCUCUCGAUCCACAACAUCCGCGCGACGGGCUCGUACAUCGCCGGCACCAACGGCUACUCGAACGGCAUCAUCCCCAUGCUGCGCGUCUUCAACAACACGGCGCGCUACGUCGACCAGGGCGGCAACAAGCGGCCGGGCGCGUUCGCCAUCUACCUCGAGCCGUGGCACGCCGACAUCUUCGACUUCCUCGACCUGCGCAAGAACCACGGCAAGGAGGAGGUGCGCGCGCGCGACCUCUUCUUCGCCCUGUGGAUCCCGGACCUCUUCAUGGAGCGCGUCGAGCAGGCGGGCGACUGGCCCCUCUUCUGCCCCGCCGAGGCGCCCGGCCUCGCCGACGUCUACGGCGACGAGUUCAAGGCCCUGUUCGAGAAGUACGAGAAGGAGGGCCGCGCCAAGAAGACGAUCCCGGCCCAGAAGCUGUGGUACGCCAUCCUCGAGGCCCAGGUCGAGACGGGCAACCCGUUCAUGCUCUACAAGGACGCCGCCAACAAGAAGUCGAACCAGAACAACCUCGGCACGAUCAAGUCGUCCAACCUCUGCACCGAGAUCAUCGAGUACUCGGCGCCGGACGAGUGCGCCGUGUGCAACCUCGCGUCGAUCGCCCUCCCGUCCUUCAUCGAGAACGGCGUCUACAACUUCCAGAAGCUCCACGACGUGACCAAGGUCGUGGCGUACAACCUGAACCGCAUCAUCGACGUCAACUACUACCCGGUCAAGGAGGCCGAGAACAGCAACAUGCGCCACCGCCCGAUCGGCAUCGGCGUGCAGGGCCUCGCCGACGCCUUCAUGGCGCUCCGCCUCCCGUUCGACUCGCCCGAGGCGCGCCAGCUCAACCUCCAGAUCUUCGAGACGAUCUACCACGCCGCGAUCGAGUCGUCGUGCGACAUGGCGCGCGAGCACGCGGCCAAGAACCCCGGCGAGUCCGGCGCGUACCCGUCGUACAAGCUCAACGGCGGCUCGCCCGCGAGCCAGGGCCUGCUCCAGUACGACCUGUGGAACGUCACGCCGACCGACCUGUGGGACUGGGCCGAGCUCAAGGACAAGAUCGCGCAGCACGGCCUCCGCAACUCGCUCGUGUGCGCGCCCAUGCCGACGGCCUCGACGAGCCAGAUCCUCGGCAACAACGAGGCGUUCGAGCCCUACACCUCCAACAUCUACACGCGCCGUGUCCUCGCCGGCGAGUUCCAGAUCGUCAACCCGUGGCUCCUGCGCGACCUCGUCGACCGCGGCCUGUGGGACGACGCGAUGAAGAACACGAUCAUCGCGCACAACGGCUCGAUCCAGAACGUCCCGGGCAUCCCGGACGAGCUCAAGCGCAUCUACAAGACGGUGUGGGAGAUCUCGCAGAAGACGGUCAUCGAUCUCGCGGCCGACCGUGGCGCGUUCAUCGACCAGAGCCAGAGCCUGAACGUCCACCUCUCGAGCCCGACCAUGGCUCAGCUCACGAGCAUGCACUUUUACGGGUGGAAGAAGGGCCUCAAGACGGGCAUGUACUACCUCCGCACCCGUGCUGCCGUUGGCGCCAUCAAGUUCACCGUCGACCAGGCGACUCUCGACUCGGCCAAGGCCGCCAACGCGUCCGCCCCGGCCGUCGCUGCCGCACCCACCGCCGCACCCGCCGCCGUCAAGCCGGCUGGCAUGCGCGACAUCACGAACGGCGUCGCGCGCACGAGCCUCUCUGCUGUCGCGCCCGCCAAGCGCUCGCCGACGAGCAGUACGCCGGGCGCUGCGUCGCCCGCGCCUGCGCCCGUCCCUGCGCCUCUCGCCGCGACGCCGGCCGCACCGGCAGAGGACGAGGAGGAGAUCUCGUACGAGGAGGCGGUCCGCCGCGCCGAGGAGCACGCGCAGGCCGUCCUGCAGUGCUCGAUCGACAACAAGGACGCUUGCCUGAUGUGCAGCGGCUAAAGUAGACUGCCUCGCCGUCGAGCCUGUCGCUCGUGCCCUCGUUGUCUCCCUUUGCCUUUCUCCUUCCCUCGCACCCUCGUUGUACUCGUCACCGUUGUACCGCAGCGUCUGCGCGUAUCGUUCCUGCUCUCGCCGAUGUAACCUCGUUCCGUUCGUGCCCUUG